Molecule: messenger RNA, 996 nt
Organism: Brachypodium distachyon (stiff brome)
Lineage: Eukaryota; Viridiplantae; Streptophyta; Magnoliopsida; Poales; Poaceae
Product: PRKC apoptosis WT1 regulator protein-like
Exons: 4
Coding region: 1-996 (331 amino acids)
Source: RefSeq, a predicted model, not a curated record
AUGGUCCUCCCUGAGGCGGAGGUGGAGGACGAGGACGACGUGCCGCUGGUGCGGCGACCAAGAGCGCCGGUGGUAGGAGCACCCGGCGGGAGUUCAUCUCUCGCGGGUCCUGCUGCCGCAGCGUCCCCGGCUGCGUCGGCAGCGCCGAUGGCAGCGGCUACCUCUGCAACGGCCGCAGGCACCUCGGCGGCUUCCGCGGCAACUGGGGCUGUGGCAACUCCACGAGGGUCCGCGGUUCCGCCCAAGCGGGGAAUUUUCACGGGCUACUCGCUCAAGCUCAACCCCCCAAGGGACGGUGCUCCGGCGGGAGCCGGCAAGAGGGGGAUAACCGACACUGCACCCGCUGCGCCAAGUAAGAAGCCCUGCACCCGGGCCAGUGCUAGUGCCAGUCAGACCAGCACGAGGACCAGCGGCGCCGACACUACGCCUGCCGCCAACCCGGUCCUAGAGGAGGAGGAGCCCGCCGCAGCGCGCGAGAAGGCCGACAAGGAGUAUGAGGACGUGCUGGCAACAACUCAAGCUCGCCUCAACGAGAAUAGCGAGCUGGUCAGCGGCUACUCCUCCCAACUCCAAGCGUUGCGCGGGAAGCUGGAGGAGCAGGCCAAGGCUGCGGAGGACGUGGCAGCAGAGGCGUUGGCACGGCGAGAGACGGAGCUGCGGGAGCAGUUCCGGACCCGGGAGCGCGAACUCGUGGAGGAGCUCAAUUCUGCUAAGGAAAGGAGCACCAAUCUCGAGUCCGAGCUGACCACCGCCCAGGGCGAGCUCAUCAAGACUGGCGAGGACAAUGUGGGCAACGCUAAGGAGAUCGUGCGGCUGUCGGAACUUCUCCGGAAGGCCAAUCUCGCGGUGGUGUCCUCGCGCAGCAACCACGAUAAGCUGGCGGAGCAGCGGCGGAGGGAGACUGAGAAGCUGCUUGAAAUUGCCCAGGCCUUCUACUUGGUACUUGUUCUUGAAAUUGACUCGCGAGGUGGACCUUCCUGUCCUCGUGUGUUAUGA